This is a messenger RNA of Sabethes cyaneus, 3025 nucleotides long. Its product is annotated as chaoptin-like. Gene Ontology annotation, molecular function: protein binding. The transcript has 2 exons. Bases 19 to 2874 code for a protein of 951 amino acids. Lineage: Eukaryota; Metazoa; Arthropoda; Insecta; Diptera; Culicidae. The record is from RefSeq and is a predicted model, not a curated record.
CUGGACAGUUCGUGUAAAAUGCCGCGAAGAUUGCUGAUCGUUGUCCUAUUGGUAGUGCUUUCAGUUCAACGUUCUUCAUCUUACAAAACGGUCGAAUGCCAGGAUGAUGUGAACCAGCCCAAUCAGUGUAUAUUCUACUCGUUUAAUUUGAAGGACAGUGUAAACGGAACUACCACUCUCCAACUACCGACGACGUCCAAUACUUCGGCAAUUAAAUUUAUUCACUCGUCGGUCGAAUCAUUAGAUUCGCAAUUAUUGCAUAAUCUCGCGAAGGUUACUUCAAUUGACCUUAGCCAUUCGGGAGUACACAUCAUAAACAGAAAUGCACUUCAGAGAAACAGAAAUCUUACCAAUUUGAUAAUAGCUGGAAAUUCGCUGAAUGAUCUACCGAACGGUUUAUUUGACGAUACGAUUCUACUGGAAGCGCUGGAUGUGUCAAACAACAAUUUGCGAAGAAUCGAUCAACACGUUUUCGAACAUUGUCCUGAACUCAAGCGACUUAAUAUGGCAGCAAACUUUUUGCCAACGAUAACGAAAGAACUCUUUAGAAUACCCAGGGAAUUGCAAGUUCUAAACUUGGCCGGUAAUCGAAUUCAAUCUAUAGUCAGUAAUAGCUUCGAACUACUUGAAAACUUGAUUGUGCUCAAUUUAGGCGGGAAUUUUAUUCGAGAAUUAAAUUAUGAUGCAUUCGAAAAGCUGCGUUCCCUGGAACAGUUGGACAUUUCUGACAAUCUCAUUGAAAAACUAAGCUCAGGAGUAUUUCAGGCGAUUCCUCAAAUAAAAGCAAUUUCAUUAGCAGGCAACUUUUUGUCCAAACUGCCUGCUGGUUUAUUUAGCAAUCUAAUUGAAUUACGUGAAUUAAAUUUACAAGGAAAUGAGCUGAUGUUUCUUGAUCAUCAAGUGUUUAGAGGUUUAGGUAAUUUGCAAACCAUACUAUUAGGCAUAAACAGUUUUACGGAAAUUCCAUCCGAAUUAUUGAAUGAUCAAGAUAUGUUACAAAACGUGGAUUUUAGUAGUAACAGACUUUUCAGUAUUCCGAAAAAUGUAAUUAAUCGCGUGGGUAAUGAAGUAAAACUUCAGAACAAUCGCAUUUCCGUUGUGCACGAUAACAACUUUGCGCAAACAAUACAUAUUACUAUCAUUUCCUUAUACGGUAACAAAAUUCUUUCCCUUGAGAAUGACGCUUUCAAGGGUCUAACAAAUCUUACUGAAUUGUAUCUAGAUCACAACGAAUUAACUGAAAUUCCCGUAACAAUUUUCAGAGACAACCCUAGGUUGGCGCAUAUUACAAUAUCAGGAAAUGCAUUGACAGCAGUUCGAACAAAUACUUUCGCCGGAUUGUUUAAUCUGAAUUCAUUAGAUCUAUCGUCAAACAAGAUCUCAGUUAUUGAGAAAGGUGCAUUUCAUUCUUCAGCUAUCAAGUAUUUGUUUCUUAAUAAUAAUUUUCUUGAUCGAAUCGACACUGUAACAUUUGAAGGACUGAAUUUAGUGUAUUUAAAUUUAGCACAUAACAAAUUAAACGAAAUUUCAAAUGUCGCAUUUUCUAAUCAACCAGUCCUCGAAUCGAUUAUUCUAAACAGUAACAGCAUCAAUGAAAUAUCAAAUACAGCUUUUGUACAUACAACUAGCCUUAAGCAUUUGGAUUUAAGUAAUAAUGCCAUUAGUGGAAUGCUUCAUAUAGAAUCUUUACAACUUCCCACCACUUUACACCAAUUGGAGAUCAACGCAAUCCACUUUCCAGCUUCUUUCAUGUUAUCGAACCGUAUUUUUGAAAACAUUACUUCCUUGAAGAUUAGUUAUGAAAUUCCGCUCAAUCUUAAAAAGCUCAAAUUGUUGCACAUUGAUUCUUUAAACACGAAUAAAGCCGAUGAAACAAUUUCAACACUUGACGAACUAGAAGAAUUGACAAUAACAAACAGUAAUAUAGGAAGACUCCCAGAAAAUUUAAUCAAGCGUCUAAAUUUACUAAAUAGGCUAGCAAUAAUCAACGAUUCUGUUAGUUCUAUUCCUUCCGAUUUCUUCAACAACAGUACAAAUCUUAAUGAUUUAGACUUAUCCAAAAAUCAACUGAUUUUCCUCAAUCCAGGCUGGUUUACACAUUUAAUAAAACUGGAAAAGUUGUCUCUCUUAGAAAACCACAUCGGAUCAAUCCCACAAAAAACCUUUACUAGUUUGUAUUCAUUGAAGUCGCUCUCACUGGCAAAUAACCAAAUCCAAGCAUUAAGUCCCAAUUUAUUUCCAACUACUUUGAUUUAUCUAAAUAUUUCAUCAAACUUUCUAACUUUAUUUUCGCCCAAUAUUUUGCAACCUAAUCGAAACCUUCGGACACUGGAUGUUAGUUUAAAUUAUUUAAAACACAUUUAUUUCGAUACAAAUUUGCACGCCCUGCAUGCUGCAGGAAAUCAAAUCUCCAACAUUGAUUUCUCUUUUCAAGAGAAAAAUCAACUAGAAAUAUUGGAGCUCGCCAAUAAUAAACUCACUAACGGCUCCAACUUCUUUCGGUUAUCAAAACUAAAAAUUCUCGAUAUUGCCAACAACUAUGGCAUCGAAUUUGACUUGAAGCAGCUGUACCAACUAAGGCAUAUUGUAGCAUUAAAUAUUUCAUUCACUGGAAUAGCAUUGCCAACCGUCAAAAUAACACCCACAAAUCUAGCAGCACUAGACCUGAGUGAAAACCGAAUGGAAAAGCUGCCGUUCAAUUUUCUACAAGCCAUACCGAGGAUAACCGAACUUCACGUCCAGGGAAACAACUUUGCAAUACAAGAGCACAAGAAAAUAGCGAAACACUUGAAACAUUUACUGUAUCUAAAGGUAGACUCUCCAGCUUCUAGAUAUGAAUCAAUUUUCAACGCGACCUAUGUUCGUUUGGCAUAACAAUUUGGAAUAAAAUAGAAGAUUGGCCAAGAGAGUAACAUGUGAAUUCGCGAACAUACAGGCCAGCUUAAUUUUUUAAAACAUUACUAAUAUCCAAUGAAGUACAGCAAGCGUUCCCACUAAAUUUGAACCAAUAAAGUUGCAUAAAUAA